AUGAGGCCCGCUUCCAGAUUGAGAAAGCACAGAGAGCGGCUGGCUUGUUCAGCAUGUCGGCAAAGGAAGCUCAAGUGUGACCGUGAAAGUCCCUGUGGCAGCUGUAUCCGAAGGAGAGAUGUUGCAUCCUGCUCCUACGAAGUGUCCGUCGAUGACCGCCUCCGCCACACACAGGCCCAAGCACGGCUUGAACAUCUGGAGCACCUCGUGGGAUUGCUCGCGGAACAGCGUUCAGCUCCCACUAUUGGAGUUCAGAAUGGGACUCCGGCUGCUGAGUUGUCACACGAUUCGGACACUGCGGAACAAACAAUCGCAUCUUCGUCUUCUUGCUCCGACCAGGUUGCAAGCGGUGCAACACACUGGUCAGCUAUGCUGGAUGAUAUACAAGCUCUCAGGUCCACGCUCGAUCCUCUUGAGGGCAAUGACAUAGGUGAAGGAGACAUAAGUGCUCCUCCAACAAACGCUGGAAUGGGAAUGGACAUCUUGUUCGGCGCUGGCCUUUCACAAAACGUCAGUGUCGAACAAGUACUCAAUACCUAUCUCCCAUCGCGAAGGAGCACCGACCGCCUAGUAUCCGCAUAUUUCCGUGCUCGAUUAUACGUCACGCCGUAUAUACAUUCCGUGCAAUUUCAGAGACAGUACGAGGCUUUCUGGAGCGAUCCUAGUGCAGCCUCACCACUUUGGAUAUCGAUCCUCUUUUCAAUGCUGUUCAUCUCUGCCAAUAUAUCCCGAACGGGCAAGGAAAAUGAGAUACCAGGGCAUGGAUUUACAAUUGCUGCUGCACAGUGUCUCGCUCUGGGCGAGUAUUUCCGCCCCAAGACCUUCUGCUUUGAGGCACUCCUGCUUUAUCUUCAUUCACGUUUUAUAACCUGUCUGGAAAUAUCUCCAGAUAUGGGAGCUCUUCUUAGCGUGCUUGCCCACAUUGCCACGGUUUCGGGCUAUCACAGAGAGAGUAGCGUUCUGAAUCCCUUCAUGGCAGAGAUGCGACGCAGGGCAUGGAGUUCGUUCAUGCAGCUUGACCUUUUGGUGUCAUUUCAUUUGGGUGUUCCGUCGAGAAUCACAUUAGCAAUCUCAGACACACGGGCUCCAAGCAAUCUUCUUGACUCCGAUUUCGAUGAACACAGCGCUCAGCUGCCCUCCUCACGACCGGAUUCUGAGUUGACUGGUGUGACAUUUUCCAUUCUCAAGCACAAAUUCAUGACAAUAUUCGAUAAGAUUCUCCAAAAUGCGCUAGUAAAUUCUUCACACGAGGCAACAGACGCUCGCAUUGACCCUUUAGAUACCGAGCUCAAAGACUUAUACGGAAGCCUGCCGGAGGUAUAUCGACCUCGGCCAAUCGAGAAUUGUAUCAUCGAUCAUCCUCAACUCAUUGUUGCUCGCCUUUGUAUCUCUUCUAUAUACUACAAAAGCCUAUGUGUUCUUCAUCGUCCGCAUGUAACCAGACAUCGAGACAAGAGCAUUCGAGAAAGCUACUCAGCAUCAUCCGCUCUGGUAACUGACCUCCUACAAGUCUAUGAGGAGUGCAAGCCAGGAGGCCAGCUGCAUACCGAGGAGUGGUUCAUGAAGAGUAUCACUUGGCAUGACUUCUUACUCGGUGUAACCACAUUGUGUCUUGUGGCGCACGCAACAAUUCACACCUCGGAGGGAUUUCAUAUUGACCAACUGGGUGUACAGCGUCUGUUGGAAAGAGUCAGGAUAAUGAUUCAAACUGAAAAAUCGGAAGAUGGAGCAAGGGCUCGGUCCAGAGUUUUAUCGAUAGCGGAAGCUACAGCUUCUCGGUUAAAGGCGCAACAAAGCAGUGGAGGCAUGGAAAUAAGAGCCGAUCCAGCCAUCAGCUCUAUACAGGCGUCAUCAAGUGGAACAGAGGCAAGGAGUUGGAACCUGGGGGAGGCCCAGGUACAGCACGAAACUAACUGGGACUAUCUCAACGAGCUGUUCGAUACCCCUCACCAUGAGAUAUUUACCACAUCGGAAGUAUAA
Messenger RNA from Fusarium tjaetaba, 1980 nucleotides. Its product is annotated as transcriptional regulatory. Gene Ontology annotation, biological process: DNA-templated transcription; regulation of DNA-templated transcription. The transcript has a single exon. NCBI's taxonomy places the organism in Eukaryota, Fungi, Ascomycota, Sordariomycetes, Hypocreales, Nectriaceae. Gene Ontology annotation, molecular function: DNA-binding transcription factor activity, RNA polymerase II-specific; DNA binding; zinc ion binding. Gene Ontology annotation, cellular component: nucleus. Bases 1 to 1980 code for a protein of 659 amino acids. The record is from RefSeq and is a predicted model, not a curated record.